Messenger RNA from Drosophila obscura, 2323 nucleotides. RefSeq names its product mucin-19 (gene Usf). NCBI's taxonomy places the organism in Eukaryota, Metazoa, Arthropoda, Insecta, Diptera, Drosophilidae. Gene Ontology annotation, biological process: regulation of transcription by RNA polymerase II. The coding region runs from base 396 to 1847 and encodes 483 amino acids. The record is from RefSeq and is a predicted model, not a curated record. The transcript is spliced from 2 exons. Gene Ontology annotation, molecular function: protein dimerization activity; DNA-binding transcription factor activity, RNA polymerase II-specific; RNA polymerase II cis-regulatory region sequence-specific DNA binding.
AUAUCAAUUAACGUAAUGAAGCCCAAACAAUCGUUGUUGUUAACAAUUCGUGUUGUUAAAUGGCAACGCAAAUGCGUCAAAAGUCGCCGUUGAGCCCUCUAAUCGCGAAGAACCUGGUGGCCAAACAUCACCGCGGCAGUUAAUAUCCAAAAUCAAGGCGGGCAUACAGCAACAAGCAUUGCUGCAUUCGCAGCGCAGAAGAGUGCCAGGCCAAGUGCCAGCGCGACUCGGGCCUGGGGAGCCACAAACUCCAAUUGGACCGAUCCCAUUCGAUCCGAUUCCCAACCCGAUUAGAGUUACGUGAGCUGGGCGCUGGAGAAAGUAUACGAAAACCGAGUAACAAAAGCAGAUUUCGUUGCCUGCCAGAUGACAACAGUCGAACGUCCGUUGACGCUAUGAACGCCAAGAAACGUCAACGCCUGGACCUGGGGCUGGACAUUGAUGCCACAACAGGAGGAGGAGCAGGUGCACCAAAAGCAACUGCCGCUCCAACGACCACAACAACAACAACAACAACAGCAACGACUGCAAGUGACUUAUCCGAUGCUUUGUUGGCCAGUUCGUUUGGCAACGGCCAGAGCCUGUUCCUGACCAGCACCGGCAAUGGCAGUGGCGGUGCCCAGAUCCUAUUGACCAUCUGCGGUGACGAGAACUCGGAUGAGUCGCAGGAGUAUUAUGCCAUCAAGCAGGAGCCCGAUAUGGAUUUGAACUCGCUGCUGCCAAGCAACCUACAGCUGCCCACUGGCUGUGAGAUAUAUCUGGUGAAGGACACCACCAUCAGUUCGCCCAUGCAGCUCAAUGGACAUACCCAUACCCAUACACAGACCCAGACGACCCACAUUCAAGCCCAGACCAUUCCACCAAAGGCAACCAUCAAACUGGAGCCGGAUUCGAUGAGCGACCGCUGUGGUCUCACUGUAAAUAAGCUCUGCACAUCGUCCACGAACAUCCUCUACGUGAGUAAUGGCGCCAGUGACGGGAAGCCCUCCACAAAUGCGACUGCAACGCCAGAGAGAGCAUCAGGCACACCAAAACCAGCUGUGGCGGCAACGAUAGCCAAAGUGGCCGCCGCCGCCGCCGCCGCACCCACAACAGCCGCCACAACUACAAACACAAUGCGUGCUCUAAAACUAAUCGAGGAGCAUGUGGGUGGAGGAGGAGGAGGAGGUGGAGCAGGGGGUGCUGGUAGCACGGCCAGUGCGGUUGGUACAACGAUGUCUGGCACUGCCACCUCCAAAUUGGAUGCGUACAAGAAGCGGGACGACAAGCGUCGUGCCACGCACAAUGAGGUGGAGCGUAGACGUCGCGACAAAAUCAAUUGCUGGAUCUUCAAGCUGAAGGAGAUGCUGCCCAUCGAGGGCAGCCGCUACCGGCCACCGCCACCAAGCAAUGGGCAAAUGGAGCCGGUGAGCAUAAGCCUCAGUUCGAGCACCAGCGAGGCCAGCACCAGUCCCGGCCUGAGAGUCAACCAGAGCGCCAAUGGACGGACGCCGCCCAACGACUCCAAGUCGCAGAUAUUGAUCAAGGCCUGUGAGUACAUCAAGAGCAUGCAGGGCGAGAUAGACAACUUACGCGAGGGCCUGCGUGAGGCGGACAAGCUGCGUGUGACCAAUAAGACGCUGCGGGAUGAGCUGAACAGCUUGAAGCGACAGCAGGAGCUGCAGGAGCGCUUCCACAGCAACGGCGGUGGAUCGUUUAAUGUGACACUGAAUUCGUUGAAUAGCUCGGCUACCAGUGACCUGUUCGAUGGCAUAGAUGGGCCACACCAUGGCAUGGGCAUGAGCAUGGGCAUGGGCAUGGGGGCCUUUGGCAAGCGCGGUCUCAUGAUAGCCGAUUACGAUGAAUAGAAUAUAUACGGUAUAGGAGGGGUUUUGGCGCUAGCGCUGGCGCUGGGUCGUCCCCCGCCGAACCACCAUACACCGCCCCAGCCUCAAACAUCCUCCAAAGAAUGACGUACCACACGUACCACGUACAAUAAAAACAAAUUGGAAAGACAAGUGAUUUUUCUUGUUAUCGCUGUUAAAUAAUUAAAUAUAUAUAUAUAUAUAGGAAAAAAAACUACAUAUAUUAUAAAUUAAUGUAUAAUUAGUUUUUUUUAUUGAUUGUUUUGUUUGAAGCACACGGAUCCUCAUUUUACAAUUGUUUGCCAUGUCAACUUUUAGUGCUGUUUGCCAUAAACCUAAACUAACCUCGGCAUCCCCCUUCCAUAUAGUAACUAUAAUAUUAAUGAAACCGUUACUUAAGCAUCACAAUUUAUGCCAUUUUUUCCACAUUUACAAGAAACAUUAUUAUAUACCUGUCCCUCCCCCUAAAAAAAUAUAUG